GGGCCUCCGCCGGACCGGACCGGACCGAGCGCAGCCCGGCCGAGCUGCCACCACGGACCUGCCGCGGCCCUGAAUCCCAGCACAGCUGAGGCGACUGCAGGCACUUUAAAGAUGCGGGUGAGCGCAGAGGAGGAGCUGGAGAAGGACGGGCUGAGGACGUGGCCCCUCCUGCAGGUUCGGUGGCAAAUAUGAACAUUUGUCAACAUUUGACAACAGCUCCUUCUGACAUCAUGAAUCUGCUGGAAUCCGGACCGCAGAGCACUUGCAAUAGCGCUUUUUAAAUUUGAAUUUAAUUUAAAUGAAAAAAAAGUAAUCAUCUGGAUCAAUCAUCGUGAUGGCUAGCAAAAGGAAAUCCACAACUCCCUGCAUGAUACCAGUGAAAACACUGGUGCUUCAGGAGACCGAGCAGGACGCUGUGGAAGAUGAUCAUGAAGGAACACAACAAGAGGCUCCCGUGGAAGGGCCAGCGGCGAGCGAUGCUGGUGCCAGUAACAGCAGCAGUGGAGCUUUGUCCAACGGGCACCGUGGUGCUGCCGACAGCGACACUUACAUCUGCAAGUCUUGCGACUUUGGAUCCCAGGACGUUCAUCAUUUCUUCGGGCACUUGGACUCUGAGCACUCGGACUUCGGCAAAGACCCCGCGUUCGCGUGUGUGCCGUGCGGCUUCCUGGCCAACAGCCACGAGGGGCUCUCGCACCACAACGCGGAGUCGCACGGCAGCGAGACGGGCUUUGUCUGGAGGGUGGCUAAGCAGGACGGCCGUACCACCGUGGAGCAGAGUCUCUGUGAGGCCACCAGCAGCCACGACCUCCCGGGAGAGGUUCCUGAAGAAGGGGCAGACGGCCAGUCUGAAAUCAUCAUUACCAAAACCCCCAUCAUGAAGAUAAUGAAAGGUAAACCCGAGGCCAAAAAAAUCCACACGCUGAAGGAGAGUGUGUCAAGUCAGUUGGGCGGUGAGUCAGAGGUGAAGGAUGGGGAGCAUUCGUUCCCAAACGGGUCCGUGCCAGUCAAUCAGCCCACUGCAAGUUCAACAAAGUCAUCCCACAUAGUGAAUGGCUCCAUCAUAGGAAACGUGCCCGUUCUGCAGGCAGGGGUUGCACAACUUGUGUCGCUGCAGCAGCAACCCCCGUUGCAUCAGCAGCUGCCUACAUCCAAGUCCCUUCCCAAGGUGAUGAUUCCCCUGAGCAGCAUUCCAACGUACAAUGCCGCCAUGGACUCCAACAGCUUCCUGAAAAACUCUUUCCACAAGUUUCCCUAUCCCACCAAAGCUGAGCUCUGCUACUUGACUGUGGUGACCAAGUACCCAGAAGAGCAGCUGAAGAUCUGGUUCACUGCACAGAGGCUGAAGCAGGGCAUCAGCUGGUCACCGGAGGAGAUCGAAGAUGCCAGGAAGAAGAUGUUCAACACUGUUAUUCAGUCCGUGCCACAACCCACCAUUACAGUUUUGAACACCCCGCUGGUUGCAAAUCCCGGGAGUGUCCCCCAUCUUAUCCAGGCAACGUUACCAGGCCACGUGGUGGGGCAGCCAGAGGGGACGGGGGGGCUGCUGGUCACGCAGCCCAUCAUGGCAAAUGGGUUGAAGGGCACCAGCUCCUCCUUCACCUUGGCAGUGACUUCUGUCCCCAAGCCGCAGCCGGCGGCUCAGCACAGCACCGUGAGCUCCAGCAGCGCCUCGGGGGUGAAGGUGGUCAACAGCGCCCAGUCGCUGCUCACCGCCUGCCCUGCCAUCUCCUCGCAGACCUUCCUGGAUCCCAAUGUCUACAAAAACAAGAAGUCCCACGAGCAGCUCUCAGCCCUUAAAGGCAGCUUCUGCAGAAACCAGUUCCCUGGUCAGGCUGAAGUGGAGCGGCUGACAAAGAUCACGGGCUUGUCCACCAAGGAGAUUCGAAAAUGGUUCAGCGAUAGGAGGUACCACUACAGGAACGUGAGAGGCGGCCGGGCCGUCUUCCCUGGAGACAGUGCUCUUGAUUCUCUGCCCGAAAUCACCUUCGAUGUCCCGCCCAGAGGAGCUGAGCUGAGCCCCGCGGCGGCGGCUGCCACGCCGGCCCCUCAGCACCCGCCGCGACGGCAGUUGUGGCACCAGGCGCCCGACUUCACCCCAACCAAAUACAAGGAGCGGGCACCGGAGCAGCUGAAGGCCCUAGAGAGCAGUUUUGCCCAAAAUCCUCUUCCUGCAGAGGAAGAGGUGAACCGCCUGAGGGGGGAAACAAAGAUGACACGGAGGGAAAUCGACAGCUGGUUCUCGGAGAGGAGGAAGAAGAAGGUGGCGGAGGAAAACAAGAAAGUGGAAGAGGCGACUCAGCAGGAAGAGGAGGAGGCAGAGAAUGGCGGCGGGGAAGGGGAGGACUCCUCGGAUGAGCAGAGGGCUGCGAGUGAAAACGGCUCAGUCGACGCCUCCGGCAACAACAUGAACUCAGCAGAGCGGAAGGUGAGUCCCAUCAAAAUCAACCUGAAGAACCUGCGAGUGACCGAGUCCAACGGCAAAAACGAGGUACCGGGGACCGGCGCAAACGAGAAGGGGGAAGGCAGCUCCAGCCGGCCGCCCACCCCUCCCAAAACCAAACUGAACUUCAAAAAAACGGCCCAGCAGCGGCAUCUGCUGAAGCAAAUGUUCGUGCAGACCCAGCGUCCCACGAACCAGGAGUAUGACGCCAUCGUGUCCCAGACGGGCCUGCCGCGGGCCGAGGUCAUUCGCUGGUUCGGGGACAGCCGGUACGGCUACAAGAACGGGCAGCUCAAGUGGUAUGAGAACUACCGGCGGGGGGUCUUCCCCCCGGGGCUGGUGGAGGUCAGCCCUGCCAGCAGGGAGGUGCUGGAGGACUACUACGAGAAGCACAAGGGGCUGCGGGAGGAGGACGUGCCCGGCCUGUGCGAGCGCUCCCGCCUCGGCGCCCAGCAGCUCAAGGUGUGGUUUGCCAUGAAGGCAGAGGAGGAAGGCAGGGGCUCUGGCUCGGAGGAGGCCUGUGCCGGCAGGGCCGCGGGGAGCCGCAAAGGGCCGAGCGAAGCCGGCGCGGAGGCGUCGGAGAGCAGCGAGGCGUGGGAGCCGGUCGGGCCGGAGGGCAGCGCAGGGACCCCCGACGCCCCCGGCCCGCCGCCCGCCACGCGGCUGGAAACAGAGUGAACUGAAACCACCAGCCCUGGAGGAUCCGCUCUUACCCUCGAGAAGAAAUUUGUGAUCUUUAAGCAACCCAUGGGCCGGCCUGAUCCAAACCUGGGGAGCAGGACGUGGUGAUGAAGCACUGCCAUAAAUGAGACCUUUGGGCACAGCACACGAGACAGCACGUGCACAGACUGGGCCCUCGGUGCCGAGCUCUCAUGGCCCAGCCGGGGACUCGGCCGAGGGCUGCCCGAGGCGGGGGCUCGGCUCACACCCGGGAAAUAGGAUGCUCCUGUUUGCUUUCCAGUGACAGACUUUCAGAUUUCAUAUUCAUAUACCGAUGCCUACAGCUGCCUAUACAAGCAUAACGAAUCUCAGACAUUGUGUAUACAAGGUCGUUGCUUAGA
This is a messenger RNA of Pipra filicauda (Wire-tailed manakin), 3504 nucleotides long. It is a transcript of the gene ZHX3, whose product is annotated as zinc fingers and homeoboxes 3. The coding region runs from base 335 to 3121 and encodes 928 amino acids. Gene Ontology annotation, molecular function: DNA-binding transcription factor activity, RNA polymerase II-specific; DNA binding. Gene Ontology annotation, cellular component: nucleus. Gene Ontology annotation, biological process: regulation of transcription by RNA polymerase II. The transcript is spliced from 4 exons. NCBI's taxonomy places the organism in Eukaryota, Metazoa, Chordata, Aves, Passeriformes, Pipridae. The record is from RefSeq and is a predicted model, not a curated record.